Nematocida ausubeli is the source of this 234-nucleotide messenger RNA. RefSeq lists its product as uncharacterized. The record is from RefSeq and is a predicted model, not a curated record. NCBI's taxonomy places the organism in Eukaryota, Fungi, Microsporidia. The transcript has a single exon. The coding region runs from base 1 to 234 and encodes 77 amino acids.
AUGGUUUAUCUUAGUGUUAGUAAGAACCCAAAUAUAAGGCUUAUUAAGGCAAAUUUAGAUGCUAUCCGCAACACCAGCUAUAUUUCAAAAAAGUGUAAUAAGUAUAUUAGUUCUACCUGCAUAUACAAACAGGCCUACAACACUCUUAUGAGUCUGAAGGAUCAGCUAUGCAAAAAUAAUGCUGAGAUUGAAAGGUUCAACUUGUUUAUAAAUAUACUAUCAUCUUUUCUAUGA